UCCACUAGUACUGAGAUCACAAGGAGCCGUUCCUACCCUCGAAGGAGUGCCUGGGAGACUAUCACACUGUGGAGUCCAGAAGGUGUGGUGGUGGAUGGCUCAGAGAGCAGCUCAGUCAGAGUGUCCUGGGAGGCAGUGGAGGAUGCUGACUACUACACAGUCUCAUUCAGUGCAGCAGUGGGAGAUGAUCAGGAGGGACUGUGCAGAGAUGAUUCUCAUUCUGCUAGUGUGACAGUAGUUGAUGUUCCCACUGCCAGUAUUACUGUGGGUGAAGAUGUAGGAUCAAAUGACACCUCCUCGUUGAGAGCAUACACCACAUACUCAGUCACUGUGGUAGCAUUCAGUGACAAGUGGGGCAAAACUGUGGGGAGUGAAAGCUACCAGAUUCACUACAUCUCAGCAAAGAGCUGCAGUUGCCCCUAGCAAUGUUUCAGCUACUGCUAUGAGUUCCACUGCCAUCUCUGUUGAGUGGGAAGGCCUUACACAGUGUGAACUUGUCAAUGGCCUCAUUGUCAAGUACAGAGUAGUGUUCAGAGCUGAAACUGGAGGAGUACAGAGCACAGAGCAGUCUGGAACAUGGGAUUCAUCCUCAAAUGUCUCACUGUCUGGACUGACCCCUUCUACCAACUAUUUUAUCCAAGUCGCUGCAGUGAAUGAAGAGGGAGAUGUUGGCCAGUAUAGUGACACUAUUUCUGUGAGAACGAGGCUUUUAUGCAGUGACUAUAGCUGGCAAUGUGUAGCUGCCGCAGUACCAGUUGGUGCUUUCCUGGUGGUAAUAGUCAUUACUAUCGUUCUACUUACAGUCUUCCGCUACAAAAACAAAUGCAAGAGAAAUUCUAAAAAGCAUACUUCUGUUGAUUAUGAGGUCAUUCCUCUGGAUAAUCUAUCAGAGCAUGACGGAAAUGGGCCUCGAAUAUUACAAUUCCCUGCAAACAUUGUCCGAGUGGUCGAGGGAGAGAGAGUUGAGUUCACAGUCAAAGUGACGGGGAGCCCCGAGCCGAAACUGACGUGGUACCACGAGGGAGAGGAGGUGAUGACCAACUACUCCACUGACGUGGGACUGGACGGAUGUCUCUCCAUCCCCUGCACCGAGUCCAGCCACACCGGACUCUACCAGCUGGUGGCCGUCAACCCAGCCGGACGGGCAGAGAGACAAGUCACGCUGUUUGUGAGGAAAGAGGAGCAGCCGACUCAGGAGACAACCGAAAACAACCAAGUCCUUCUCUCUCCCGUACCGGUGUUGGAUUUUGAGGAGUAUGUAGCCAGUGGCCAUGCCAACGACAAUGCUAUCUUCCAAGAACAGUUUAACGUGGUAGAUGAAGAUCCUGAUCAUCCUAUGACAAUUGGCACUGACCCUGACUCAAUACUACUGAACAGAUUUGCCAAUAUCACAGUGUAUGAUGACAACAGGAUAGUUCUCAUGCCUAUUGAUGGAAACCCAGACUGUCAGAGAGACUAUAUCAAUGCCUGCUACAUUGACGGAUACAAACACAGGAAAAAAUUUAUUGCCACCCAAGGGCCGUUGGUUAACACAGUGGUGGACUUCUGGCGACUGGUGUGGCAGGAGAGACCGCCCACCAUUGUGAUGCUCACAGACGUGAAGGAGAAGAAGAAGGUCAAGUGCUACAAGUACUGGCCCGACUCUGGGACACGGUCGUUUGGUCCGUUCAGAGUCACCAUCACUGAGCAACAGAGACUGGUGGACUACACCACUAGAAACCUUCUCCUGGAGUUGAAGGGGAGGUCAGAGAGAGCCCUGAAUGUGACCCAACUCCACUACAUGGCCUGGCCUGAACACGGAGUACCCACAGAGCCCACCUCUCUACUGGCCUUCCACAGGAGACUCAAGAAACUACACCAGUUCCCCAAGAGACCCAUACUGGUCCACUGCAGUGCUGGAGUGGGGAGGACGGGGACACUCAUCACCAUAGACUGUGUCCUGGAGCAGCUCCUGAAGGAGAGACUGGUGGACGUGGCUGGGACAAUCAAACUCCUCCGCACUCAGAGAAUGAAGAUGGUCCAGAACCUAGAGCAGUUCAUCUUCAUCCACGACGCCAUCCUGGAGGAGCUAGUGUGUGGAGAGACUCAGAUCGAUGCCAGUGGCUUCACAGCUGCCAUGGACGACCUGAGCCAACAGCACAUACUCACCAACACCACCGGAUUCGAGAAACAGUUUAAGGUUAUCCCUCUAACACAAACUGUUGUGGAGACAAAGCAAACUGCCAGUGUGUACAGUACUCGUGUCUGUAAACCUGUGCUUGCUAUAUCAACCUAACAAUGUCUAGCUAUGUGUUAGCUUGCACAGUUUUUGUGCAAGCAUGUGGUUAGUGUGUGUGUUUUUGUGCACCUAACUUUGAUUACUUAGACUGUUUCUUUGCCACUGCAGGCACUGAGUAAGCUGUCUCCCAAGCCACAGAACAAACCACGGAAAUCAAAUUGGCGAAAAAACAGAAACUCUGUUUUCUUACAAAGUCUUGAUGGUCGGGCUACAGAGUUGGAAAAUGAAGUUGUUUUUGUAAAUGGUUACAAGCAGAAGAAGGCAUUCAUUGUUGCCCAGAGCCCCAGUCACUCUUCCGCCAGAGACUUCUGGAAGAUGGUGUAUGACAUGAAGUGUGGGGUGAUUGUCAAUCUCAACACAUUGGAGGAGAUCACAGAGGAAGUCUUCCACCAGUACUGGCCUGAUGAGUCGGGAGUGAUGAAAGUGGGAGAGUUUCUGGUGGACUCGCUGCAGGUUGAACAACUGCCCAGCUUUUGUAUCCGUUCCUUUAGUGUUUUCCCGGAAAAGUCAGGGAAGGCCCUCCAAGUAUUCCAGAUCCACAUCACCUGCUGGACUCCGGAUGGACAGUGCUCCAACCUCAAAUCCAUCGUCGACACCAUCUCUGAGAUGACCAAGUUCCAGAGAAGGUCCAGUGGAGGACCGGUGGUGGUCCACUGCAGUGACACAGUGGGUAGGUCAGGGAUGUUCUGUGCCAUAGUCACCCACCAUUGAGAGGU
This is a messenger RNA of Geodia barretti, 2994 nucleotides long. The record is from the annotation of a GenBank genome assembly. NCBI's taxonomy places the organism in Eukaryota, Metazoa, Porifera, Demospongiae, Tetractinellida, Geodiidae.